GCACGGCCUAUAAAUCCCUUCCAUUCCACCCCCCAUAUUCCUUAAACCAAAAUGGCUAAUUUCCUUGAAGAAAUAGCUCUUGAAGAUCAACGGCUGGAGGGCCAUGGUGAGAAAAUUCGAGCAACAUCGGCAGAACCAUGCAACCAAUCCAACCGUUCUAACAGCAGCGAUGGCGACGCCGAUGAAGGAAAUAUAGGCAGCUUGCCUGAUUCUGUCGACCCGGCCGAAUUCUGGCAAUCCAGUUAUAAAAUUCUGAAGGAAAUCCUAGCCGAUAGUCGCCCGUCGGGAUCUAAACUACGGAAGGAAGUGGACCGAGCCGUGAUGAUGGCAAGAAAGACAGCGAUGUGCCACUGCCAGAAGGCGACGGGCAGUGGGUGCGCAAGUUGUCUGCGCCAGGUGGUCGUAGAUCACCUACACACCAUUGGUUACGAUGCUGCCACGUGUACGUCCAAAUGGAGGUCUACCAGAGAAAUACCUGGAGGAAAGCAUGAAUACAUCGACGUGAUCGUCCAGGCAACAGAUUGCAAUAAGCACGCCCGGUUUGUGAUCGAACUAGAAUUCCGAUCAGAGUUUGAAAUGGCAAAAGCAUGCGACGAGUACCGGAAUUUGAUAAACCAGCUGCCGGAAUCCUACGUCGGAAAACCCGAGUACCUGAAUGCUAUAUUAGGCAUUGUAUGUGAAGCAGGCAAGAAGUCGAUGAAGGAGAUGAAAAUCCACAUGGGCCCAUGGAGAAAAAGAAGAUUCAUGGAGAUGAAAUGGUCAGGUCCUCAUCGGAGAUGGUCGUUCGACCAAUCUCAUAUCGGACCGGUCAGAUCGAAGGAUGUAGGUGUGCCGGUUAUCGUUUUCGGUCCACGCUUUUUUGAGGCUCCGGCAAUGGAAGUCGCCUGAAUUCUCACUCGAGGUUGACACAUCCCAGCUUUAGAUCUUUGGGUCAUGCCAUCAUAUGACUGGUUUAUUCCAGGAGCUGACGUGGAUUUUCCGACAAGUUAGGAUGGUGAUUUUGAAGACUUGAGUACAUGAACAUGGAUGUAGCAUGUACAAACUUUUCUACAUCUUAGUUAUGAUGCAAUAUAAAAUGGCAGUAGCCUAUAACAGUUUUGCUCUUGUAAAAAGUCUUUGGAGAGUUGUGAAUUUUGGUUUUGACAAGACGUUGGAAGGGACUUUAGACAUUGAGAGAGGUAUUAAAGUAAUUUAGAUGUCUUUGUGUAUUUAAUAAUUAAUGGUUCAGAUGUUCUCUUUUGUGGCUUGAGUGGUGCAAUUUUUUAAAAAAAUCCAUUUUACAA
Messenger RNA from Magnolia sinica, 1283 nucleotides. RefSeq lists its product as uncharacterized. The transcript is spliced from 3 exons. The record is from RefSeq and is a predicted model, not a curated record. Lineage: Eukaryota; Viridiplantae; Streptophyta; Magnoliopsida; Magnoliales; Magnoliaceae. Bases 52 to 888 code for a protein of 278 amino acids.